Messenger RNA from Onychostruthus taczanowskii (white-rumped snowfinch), 2298 nucleotides. RefSeq names its product transmembrane protein 223 (gene TMEM223). NCBI's taxonomy places the organism in Eukaryota, Metazoa, Chordata, Aves, Passeriformes, Passeridae. Bases 57 to 569 code for a protein of 170 amino acids. The record is from RefSeq and is a predicted model, not a curated record. The transcript is spliced from 3 exons. Gene Ontology annotation, biological process: nervous system development. Gene Ontology annotation, cellular component: mitochondrion.
CGCGACCCGGAAGCGCCGCGCUGCGUGACCCGGAAGUACCGGCGGCGCCGCCCGGCAUGGCGGCGCGGGCGGCGCUGGACGCGGCGGUGGCGGCGGCGUCGCGGGACGUGGUUCUGUACGAGCACGACCGCAGCCGCUUCUUCCGCCUCGUGGGGCUCUUCUGCGCGGGGCAGGGCCUCCUCUGGGCCUACCUGGCGCGCUUCGCCUUCACCGCGCUGCGCCCCGUGCCCGCUCCCGGUGCCGGCACCGAUGACCCGCUGCGGCCCCGCGACAACAAGUGGCGCUUUGGCUUCACGGCGUCCUGCCUCACCGUCGGUAACGAGCGAGCGGGGGCUCUCACCGGGGCUCGGGGGGAUCUCGGGGGCUCCCACCGGGGCUCGGGGGGGGGCCGCCGCACGCUGACGGUGCCGCUGCGGGACGUGUCCGGCCGCGCCCACCGCCGCCAGGCCGGCACCGGCACCGUGCCGCUCAAGGUGCGCGGCCGCCCGCUCUUCUUCCUCGUGGACACCGCGGGAACCAUGCGGGAGCCGCGGCUCUUCGACGUCACCGUGGGAGCCUUCCGCUUCUAGGGACACCGGGGACAUUGGGGACACUGAGGAGACACCGGGGACAUCACCGGGACACCGGGACAGCUCCAGGAGCCUUCUGCUUCUAGGGACACCACCGGGACACCAGGAACAUCACCGGGACAGCUCCAGGAACCACGGCUGUUCGAUGUCACCGUGGGAGUGUUCCGCUUCUAGGGACACCACCGGGGACAUUGGGGACACUGAGGAGACACCGGGGACACGACGGGGACACCGGGCCGUGGCCUGGAGACGGCAGGGACGCUGAGGGGACACGGAGGGGACACGGCGGCGGGAGCACCCGGUGGCACCUCCUGUCAACCGCUGUCACCUGCUGUCACCUCCUGACAGCCAGCGUCACCUGCGGUCUCCUGCUGUCACCUGGUGUCACCUCCUGUCACCUGUGGUCACCUGAUGUCACCUCCUGUCACCUGACAGCCAGUGUCACCUCCUGUCACCUGUGGUCACCUCCUGUCACCCGGUGUCACCUGUGGUCACCUGAUGUCACCGGUGUCCCCCUCCUGUCCCCCCGCGGCACGGCCGUGGGGACAGUGCCGUUGUCCCAAACUGUCCCAAACUGUCCCAAAUUGUCCCAAAUUGUCCCAAUCUGUCACAACCUGUCCCCUGUCACCCCCCCAGAAUAAAGCGUGGAGCCCCCCCCGCCCCCCGGCUCUCUGAGGAAGGAUUUUGGGGAGGGGGUCUCCCCUGGAUUGUCACCUGUGUCACUUUGUGUCCCCCUCGGCGAUCGGGGACAGCCCGGGGGGGCCGAGGGGACCCCGCGCCGGGGGUGUCACCCCCAAACCCUGGGACCCCCCCGGGAUCUGGGGGGGAUUUGGGGGAACCCCACGGGGGACACCGGGAUUGUCACCCCCUGUCACCCUCUGGGGACACCCCCGGCCCCGGGGGGGAUUUGGGGUCCCAGCCCCCCCCAACCUGGACAGGUUUUGGGGUGUUUGGGAUGAGGGGAUUUGGGUCAGGAGGGGCCGAUUUUGGGGAUUUUGGGGUUUUUUUUAGGGAUUUUUGGAGUUUUUGGGGUUUUUUUGGGGGUCCCUGAGCUCCCCCUCCCCACCGGCAUUUUGGGGGGGACCCCAAUGGGGACGACGGCAGGGGCGGGGCAGGGCGAAUGCAAAUGAGCGGGCGGGUAAUUAACAUUAUGGAGAGGCGGGGUUAUGCUAAUCAACAACGGAUCGGGAACGAGGCGGGGCGAAUGCAAAUAAAGGUGAGCAAUCGGCCAAUGACGUUGCGAGGCGGGAAAAAGCGGUGGGCGGGGCUACGAAAGAACGCCGGGUGGCUAUUUGCAUGAGAAGGCGGGGUUAUGCGGAUUAAGUCACCUGCAAUGCGCGAAGGGCAUGCUGGGAGGAUAUUUUACGGGGGAUUUCGGGGUUUUGGGGAACCGGAUCGUGCGGGACGCGGGAGGAAAGUGCGGGCCGGGCUGGGAGAGAGGCCGGGAAGGGCACGGGGAGGUCGGCGGGCGCGGCGCGGGGGUGUCCGUGAGGUACGGGCGGGUCGGGCGGGGCCGGGCUCGGCGGCGGGCGGGGCUCGGGCAUCGCUUCUCGGCCUUUUGGCUAAGAUCAAGUGUAGUAUCUGUUCUUAUCAGUUUAAUAUCUGAUACGUCCUCGAUGAGAGGACUUUAUAUUAAACGGAUUUUUGGGCUCGGGAGUUGGACCCGGAGCUUGCUCCCUCCGCUCCGCGCAUCGUCCCGGUAUUGCAGUGCCUCCGGGAACGGUGCACC